This is a messenger RNA of Fragaria vesca subsp. vesca, 636 nucleotides long. Its product is annotated as disease resistance protein RGA2-like. The record is from RefSeq and is a predicted model, not a curated record. The coding region runs from base 1 to 636 and encodes 211 amino acids. Lineage: Eukaryota; Viridiplantae; Streptophyta; Magnoliopsida; Rosales; Rosaceae. The transcript has a single exon.
AUGGAGUUUGCCGCCGUCAUUGCUGAGAACGUCCUGGGAAGGCUAGCUUCCCAUGCUUCCCAAGAGGUCUCUUUGGCAUGGGGUAACCAACUUGAGCUCACAAAGCUCACGAAGACUCUAUCUACCAUCAAUCUAGUGCUUCAAGAUGCAGAGAAGAAGCAAGUGAAGAAUCUCUCAAUCACUAAUUGGUUGGGAAAGCUCAAAGAUGUUUGUCACGACGUCGAUGAUGUCCUUGACGAACUGGAGUUCCGAAAGCUGCGGAAGAAAGUGCUGGCCAACAAUCAUGGGCGUGUCAAAGGACAGGUACGCCACUUUUUUUCGCGUUGGAAUCCAACAGUGUUUAACUUCAAUAUGAGACAUAAGGUGAAAGAGAUUAGAGAACGACUUGUUGAAAUUGAUAAUGAAAAGAGACAAUUCGCUCUGGUUGAGGUGACUAAGAUAGCUGAAGAUCAUAGUGUGCCCCAAAGGAUGCAAUACAAUCAAAGAGAAACUGAUUCCUUGGUAGAGGCUUCAGAAGUUAUUGGGAGAGAUGAUGAUAAAGAGCUAAUUUUUAGUCAUCUCUUACAUAACACUGAUAUCUCUAAUGAGGAGAAUGUUUCUGUUAUUUCAAUCCUUGGGAUGGGGGGGGUUGGGUAA